CUUUAGUCCCUUGUAUAUAAAACAUUUUAGUGAUGUUAAUUUACUGUCAUGGCCGACUUCAAGAAAGUAAAAUCUCGAAAUAUUAGGAAAAGACGCAAAUCUUCAGACAGUGACUCAGAUUCAGUUGAAGAAGAUACUGUCACAAAAAUCCAAGACAUAAAGGAACUACAGAAGCAAAGAAACAAGCAGAAUGGUGUCAACGCAACAGCUCUGGCACUGGGAAAGAAAAUAUCUAAAGAACAGGCUCUGUCAAAUAGUGACCCUUUCAAAAUGGAGACUGGGGGCAUGGUGGACAUGAAAGCACUGAAGAAAAAGAAGCUGUCGACUGAGGAAAUAGAAGCUAUUGGCACAGCAUUCGCAGCUGAAACAAACAGAAGAGAUGAGGACACAGAGAUGUUGAAGUACGUAGAGGUUGAGUUAGCAAAGAGAAAAGGACAUCAUAAAGAAGAAACACCAUCAAAAGGACCGUCUCAAGAUGAUGCUUUGUUUGCUUUACCUGAAAAACUGAAAGUUGGCUCAUCCAGCAAGAGGACAGAGGAUAUGUUGUCCAAUCAAAUGCUGUCAGGCAUUCCUGAAAUUGACCUUGGUAUUGAGGCCAAGAUAGCCAACAUUGAAUCCACUGAGAAUGCUAAGCAGAAGCUUCUGAUUGAGAAGAUGAGAAAGAAGGACCAUGAGGUGUCAGCUUUUGUCCCAACAAACAUGGCAGCCAAUUUUGUUCAACACAACAGAUUCAAUAUUGAGGACACAGCACCGAUACUAAAAAAGCCAGUAGAGGCUCCGAAACAAGAACCAGUGAGAGUGGGAGAUGUGGACAAAUUAAAGAACGCAGGAAAAGGAUCAAAAGGCACAGAGAAGGCCACAGAUGACUUUCAUUACGAGAAAUUCAAGAAACAGAUGAGGCGAUACUAAGAAGCAAUACAUCCAUACAUAUGCCUGGAUAGCUUUGGAUUGACUGGCGAGAGAGAGAGAGAGAGACAGAGAGAGAGACAGAGAGAUGUGACCAUAGUUAAGGUUCAUGACACACCCUCAGGUCAUAGACAAUCUUUUUUAAGUAUGAGCAUCUCAUGUUGCCCAGUGAAAGCCCAGACAUGAUUGCCCAGACAGAGUGAGACAGCUAAAACAAUUCCUAUAUACAUCACAUCCCAACUUUAUUUAUGAGGAUAUAAAGAAGAUAUCUCCAUCUCCUCACCUUCACCUUAUCCACCAAAAUUAACACCCUCUUAUUAUUAUUUUUAUAGGCCCCUUUAAUUGGAGAUUCAGAGGCAAAUAGUUUUUGGUCUGUCGGCAAAAACCUUUAACCUUGGCCUUAUCUUUUGAAGGGAUAGUGAUAGAGCUUUCAUAUUUUACAUGUGUAUUCCUCGUGACCUUUCUUUUGGUACUAACAUUUUUGACCUUGUGACCUUCACCUUGGAGUUUGACCUACUUUGAAAAACUUUAUCCUCAGGCCAUAACUUUUGAAUGGUUAGUGAUAGGGCUUUCCUAUAUCACAUAUGUAUAUGUAUUCCUUGUGACAAGACCUUUCUUUGGGUACCAUAAUUUCUUUGCUUCCAUAUGGGGGCAUCGGUAUUUCACAAACACAUCUUGCUUUGUUUUUUUUCACAUGUUUUAUUAUCAAUAAACUUUAUUAUUGACAUACAUGUAUAUUGAAAUAAUCUGAAGCGUUAAAAAUUUUCAAAAGUUAGUACUUCAUCUAAUAUUUAACAGAAAUUGAGUAAAUGUCAAGUUUGAUUUUGCAACAUAUAAAAGAAGGAGAGAAAAAAAAGACUGUCAAUACUAUCAUAAGAAUCAAUGUGCAUCAUACCUAUCACAUUCUCCACAAUUUAAUAACAAAAGGCAUUUUUUGUGAGAUUGAGAACUGUCAAAGGGAAAUAAUUCACAUUGUAGUUGGCAAGAUCGCCCACAGCAUUUCAACAAAUGUUUUUAUUUUAGUAAAUCAUCAAGAUUUUUCUCAUUAUUUUCACUAAUGCAAAAUGGUCAAUGGCACUAUCAACUAAAUGUUCUACAUGCACUACGACGGAGCAGGCUUCGAAGAUAUCUGGGAUUGUAUCGAAUAUUCAGUGAUGUGUUCAAUUGUUUUGAUUUUGUGAAUAGGAGACAUUUUAAUUGUGACAGUACACAUCAUUGGAACGAUAGAUUUACAUUUUAUGUUUCUCUAUACCAUAUCUGGAGCUAACAUACAAUAUGUAAUAAAAUUUUUAAUUUGUAAA
This is a messenger RNA of Ostrea edulis (European flat oyster), 2207 nucleotides long. RefSeq names its product splicing factor C9orf78 homolog. The record is from RefSeq and is a predicted model, not a curated record. Gene Ontology annotation, biological process: mRNA splicing, via spliceosome. The transcript has 9 exons. NCBI's taxonomy places the organism in Eukaryota, Metazoa, Mollusca, Bivalvia, Ostreida, Ostreidae. Bases 49 to 909 code for a protein of 286 amino acids. Gene Ontology annotation, cellular component: spliceosomal complex.